This is a messenger RNA of Eleginops maclovinus (Patagonian blennie), 3333 nucleotides long. It is a transcript of the gene dync2i1, whose product is annotated as dynein 2 intermediate chain 1. Gene Ontology annotation, cellular component: cytoplasmic dynein complex. Lineage: Eukaryota; Metazoa; Chordata; Actinopteri; Perciformes; Eleginopidae. The transcript is spliced from 22 exons. The coding region runs from base 116 to 3058 and encodes 980 amino acids. Gene Ontology annotation, biological process: intraciliary transport. The record is from RefSeq and is a predicted model, not a curated record. Gene Ontology annotation, molecular function: dynein heavy chain binding; dynein light chain binding.
CGACAAACUGCGCCUGCGCACAACAGAUGUACGAUCAUGGCGGCGUCGUUACAAACAUAUGAGUUGCCUUUCAGCGUUUAAAAUAAUUUUAAACUAUAAAUAAACACAUGAAAACAUGAGCAGUGACAAGAAAAUAACCAAGGAAGACACAUGGACACCAGCUGACCUGAGAAAACACAUCAGGGAGGGAGGACACAUGGAUGACAAUGUCAGGAGACGAGAUGACAAUGAGAGAAAGCACUGUGGAGGGGAAUCUGAAGAAAGACCUCGCAGAGACCCAGGGAAGGACUCCAGACAAGAGAAAGACAAGCCGAGGGAGAGGCGAGAUAGAGAGGAAAUAGACAAAUAUGCAGAUCGACGGAAAGAGGGAUCCCGGGAUAGAAGAGCUGACAAGGAAAGAGAUAGACAUGAAGAGACAAGAAAGAGGUACGAUGAUGAUAAGGAAAGACACAGAGAUAAGGAGGACAGGGACAGAAGGAGGGAAGACAGAGACAAGGAAAGACGACGAGAAGAACGAGAGCACAGGAAAGAGAAGGAGAGACGGAGAAAUGAGGAAGGUGGAGAAGGAAAAACAGAACGGAGGGAGAAGCAGGGCCGAGAGAAAAGAGAGAAACAUCGAGAGAGAGACAAAGAUGAAGACAAGAAGAACGAACGAGAGAGACGAGAGAGGAAGCAUGUGGAAGUGAAGGAGGAAGGAGAGAACAAAGAGGAACAGAAGAGACGUAAAGAGGAGAAAGAGAGGAGACACAAAGAGAGAGGAAACCAUGAUGAAAAGCAAAAGCAUGACAGCAGAUCCAGGGAACAUCGAGAGGUGAAGGGGUCAGUGGAGAAGGUCAGGCGUCAUGGUGCUGACAGAGAGCAAACAGAACGGGAUAAAAAAAAAGAGAGGAAGCACAGAGAGGAGGAAGAACCGGAGAAAAAUCACCAAAGAGACCGGACUGGCUCCAGGAGGUCUGAGAAAGAGUCGGACAAAAGUCACGACACUAAAAGUGAGGCUGCAAAGGAUGAAGAUUUGGCUGACUAUGAAGACGACUUUGAGGAUUAUGAAGAGGAUUUUGAGGAGAUGGAUGAGAGCCCAGAAGAAGGAGAGAACGAGAAGGAGCCUUCAGAGGUUUUAGAAGAGAAUGAGGAAGUGACGGCACAAAGGAGGAAAGAAAUCGAGGCGAUCCAGAGAGCCAUGGAUGAGGAGAACCAGAGGGUUCAGUCCAGAGAGAUCAGCAGCACCGAGGAGGAGGAGAGGCCCAGAUGGUCCAGAGGAUCAGAGAAGGCGCAGAGCGUAGACUCACAGCGCGGCAAGUUUAUCGACUUUGUGGCGGCGAAGCAGCGCGAAGUCAGCAAGAAAGUAGCCUCGAAACAGAAGAAGCGCAGCACCGAGCUUCUCCGCCUCAUUGAUCUGGAUUUCUCUACAACUGCGUCCCUGUUGGAACUGCCUCCUGUGAACGAGUACGACAUGUACAUCAGAACCUUUGGGACAGAAAACACAAAGCAGGCUUACGUUCAGUGCAAUGAGGACAACGUGGACAGAGACAUCCAGACAGAGGAGACAGACGUGUGUGAGAAGUGGACGCAGCAUCCUCCAGAGCACAGUGGACCUUGUGGGGAUCCAAACCUCUCCAGAGAAGCUCAGGACAAAAGUGAAAUGAGUUUCGACUCUCAGCGUCUCACAGCGUUUCUGCGCUCGGCCUCUCAGGUGAUGGUGGUGCUGCUGGAGGAGCAUCGAGCUGACAGGACGUCCCUGAAGAAGCUGAAGUCUCCGGCAGACACAAUGUCUUUCAGUGACGGGAGUCUACUGCUCAACACCAAGCUGCCUUUUCUCUACGGUCGCAGCAUCAGCCUGCUCCGCUUCUCUCCGGUGCAGAGACACACCAUGAUGUCCGUGCAUCGCCCAACAGAAACACCCAGCGCCGUGAGACUGGAUAGCUGCACCAUCAUCUGCAUCUGGAACAUCUGGGAGCCGUCCACGCCUCAGAGGGUCCUCAUCUACGAAUCUGAGGUGCAGUGCUGCUGCUUCAGUCCUGGGAAAGCCGUCCUGGUGUUUGCAGGAACCUCCGUGGGCUCUGUGCUGCUGUGGGACCUGAGGGAGAACACUGAGGAUCACUACAGCCUGAAGAUCGGGGAGGGGGAGUGGACCUUCAGACAGCCCACCUUCUCCACUGACGCAUUGAUGUCCGGCUCGGGACAUUUCUCCUCCGUGACGUCUGUAGAAGUUGUCCCUUCCACUUCCUCAGACAUUCCCCUGCUGGCAUCUGAGGAAGAGUCGUCAGGACUGUCGUUCCAGCUCGCCUCUCUGGAUGAAGUCGGGGUUUUAAACUUCUGGGUGGUGCUGGAGCUCCCUAAAGCCAACGAGGCCGGCUCUCCAACAGAUCUAGGUCUGAGGCCAGGCGGUAAAGUGAAGUUACUCCACAGCUCCGUCCUGCUCACCACUGAGAGGGUGUCGCCACGAGAUGCAGCGAAAACAGCAACGCUACAAACUCUUAAUUUUAAAUUCCUCCCAACAGACUCCAACCAUUUCUUUAUCGGCACCAACAUGGGUCUGGUUAACCAUGAAACCAGUCACGGUCUGAAGGCUUCUCCGAGGUUUUACAGGUUUCAGGAGGCCGGAGUGCGACCUGUUGACGUCACCUCGAUCCACUUCUCUCCCUUCAGGAAACACUUGUUCUUGGUGGGUUGUGGGGACGGCAGCAUCCGGCUUCAUGCGGUGAAUCAGGAGCAGCCUGUGUCAGAGUGGAGGAACAGUACCGCUGGAGAACCGGUGGUUUCACUGCAGUGGAACCAAACCAGACCCUCAGUGUUCUGCGUUCUGGACGGAGCGUCUAACCUCCACAUCUGGGACCUGCUGAGAAAUGACACCCAGCCCAUGGUGACGGAGAGGCUGGACUCUGACAGUGUGACGGCCAUGACUGUGUUCGGAGACUCAGGACAACAAAACACAUACUCAGGAGUAGCUGUGGCUCACAAGUCAGGAAAGAUAGAGAUGCAGUAUUUCACGAGAACUUUGACUGUGUCCGGUACUGAAGAGGAGGAGAAGCUGGACAGUUUGGUCACUGAAGCCUUUUGAAGCUACUGUUUUUAAAACUCUGGACAUGCAUAAAGAUCAAUUUAUAAAUCUGUUUUUGUUCAAUUUCUUGCAAAAUAAUUUCACAUAGUGAUUAUAAGAAGGUAGCUAAAUACCAAAGAUCAUUUAAACGACCCACAAUAUCAUUAAUUAUCUUCCAUUAUGUGAAACCUUUAAUAAAUGUUGGUUUAAAUAUUUAUACUGUUAGAUGUGAAUAUAAAAUAUUUGUAUGGAUUAACAACUUUACUUUUUGAUACAUUAAACUGAUGCUGUCUGUA